Plasmodium fragile is the source of this 1941-nucleotide messenger RNA. RefSeq lists its product as uncharacterized. The record is from RefSeq and is a predicted model, not a curated record. The coding region runs from base 1 to 1941 and encodes 646 amino acids. The transcript has a single exon. Lineage: Eukaryota; Apicomplexa; Aconoidasida; Haemosporida; Plasmodiidae.
AUGAUGCAGUAUCCAGCAGGCGCGAGCCUCUUCGCGGGUGGCACAGAUCAAAGUGGCCGCAGCGACGGCAGCGGCAGCGGCAGCGACGGCAGCGACGACCGAAUGGAUGUUGACAUGGGAAAAGACAUGCACGUGUGCGUAAAGAGCACCAUGAUGGAGCCACCUAUCCCCACGCAUGACACAGAACCGGUGAAGAGUCACACGAAACAUGUGCAGGCGAAAGACGAAGCUGCUAUAGACACAUCAAGCGCAAGGAAUGCAAAUGUGCUGUGUGAGCAUGGGAAGGGACACAUGAGCAAAAGUGUGGAGGAGGGGGUUAAUACAGGAAGCGUUGUAGAGCGGGGAGAGGAGGAUAUUUUGUUGAGUCUCCUCAAGAUGAAGGACCUAGUGGCAGACCACAUUAUACAGAAAGGAAAGAAUGAAAAAUGUUAUAUGGAUCAGAUAAACGACUCGAAGAAUUAUUUGAGACAGACAAUGGAACAAGAGAGUAGGAAUGAAGAUUCUUCAAAAAUGUUUCGAUGUGGGUCAGAGUAUAAUGGUUAUUCGCAAUUGCUCGAUUCAGGAUUAGCAUUUACUCAUGUCAAGGUAGUAAGUGGAGUGAUGAUACAUACGUUCAAAUGUUUCCGUCAUGUGGAGUGUGUUGGGGGGGAAGCAUUUGUUCUUACCACAGGGAGUAAAUCAUUAUAUACUGAAAUAUUUAUUAAAGGUAAUCUUUGUAUAUUAAAAAAGGAACCCAUGUUACAAAAUGUGAAUUGUGUGGUGAAGCGUUACCAAUGGACUUUUUUUGAAAAUUGCUACAAUGUACGCUCUGGAAGGAACAGAGCCAUCGCCAUGGGCUACAAAUAUUUUAAUUCUAGUACGAGCGCAAGAAGAUAUGUGCGAAAUUUUAUUUGUGGUAUGAAAAAGAGGUGCAUCAGUCGAUUACGGGUAAUAAAUUAUAAAGGCACGAAAAACACGUGGAUCGAAUUUAACUCUACUUACCAUGAAAAGAAUUGCCUGUUCUACAGACCCUGGGAAUGGGACAACGAGGAGAGGAGUAGGACAAAAAAGAGUGGGGGCAAUGGAUUCAACAAACUCGCAAGUCAUGGCAAAGAAAAAAAAAGGAACACCCGUGAUGGAGGAGGGGGCAUGGAACGACCUGCUGAAAUGAUGAAAGAAAAUCAAAUGGCCUUUUAUAACAAUCCGGUCAUUUCUACCAGUUGCAAAAUAACCCAUGGGAGGAGUUCCUUCGAGCAAGAUUUAAGAAGCGGUGCGGAACAGUUAAAUGCAACGUCUAACUGGGGAAACGACAACGGUGUGACGGUCCUGCUUGAGCAUGCUGCUCAAACUACUUAUCGUGGUCAGGCUGCUUAUGGUGGCCACAGGGCAGCUGACGCACAAAACAACUUCACGUUGAUCCCUCCAAGCCUGAAUCGCCAACUGGGUGCAGUUACAAACCGUUACUCCCAAGUGUACCCCUGCAACGGAAGUGGCGGCCCCCCCAAUAUGAGUCAACCCAAUCAGGUCAGACCAGUACCCGCAUCUGGCCAAGGUCUUGCCACGCGUUAUCAUAGGGGAGCCCACCUAAAUGGAAAGGAUGCUUAUGCAAAGGACGCAUGUGGAAAGGACGCGUAUGCGAAGGUUUUUCUCCCAAGUGGAGAGUGUCAACGGGAAGGCGAAACCCUAAGAAAACAUGGUCCGCGUGGCACUACCGGCAUGUAUAGAAUCUACAAUGGAGUAGACACCACGAGGUUGUUGCCCCUGGAAAAGGAGAAUGGCCCAAAGGAAUACCCCUCCAUGGGUAGCGGCAAUAUACAAGGAGAGGUGGACCCCAGCGUGUGUAAACGCGUGAGCAGUGGCGCCAUCAAUGAGAGACUGCUCAGCACAAGGACAAGGGGACAGAAAAAAAAAAAAAAAAUGAUAAUUGAAGAGAUCAGGGGGGAAGCGACGAGAGAUCGAUGA